This is a messenger RNA of Phytophthora nicotianae INRA-310, 174 nucleotides long. RefSeq lists its product as hypothetical. The coding region runs from base 1 to 174 and encodes 57 amino acids. The transcript has a single exon. The record is from RefSeq and is a predicted model, not a curated record. NCBI's taxonomy places the organism in Eukaryota, Oomycota, Peronosporomycetes, Peronosporales, Peronosporaceae.
AUGGAGGAGCCGGACAACGCAGCGUGCGCUGACGCCACCUGCGCUGAGGGCACAACUAAAGAGCUUCGAGCGGGGGAAGCCUGCUACCGCAAAGAAGCCGUCCUCGACUGUUUGCACUUCAGUCGCACCAGGAAGAGCUAUGUACUUGUUUGCCACGGUGCUGAGGACAUCUAA